This is a messenger RNA of Frieseomelitta varia, 637 nucleotides long. Its product is annotated as kappaPI-actitoxin-Avd3b-like. Bases 95 to 340 code for a protein of 81 amino acids. The record is from RefSeq and is a predicted model, not a curated record. Lineage: Eukaryota; Metazoa; Arthropoda; Insecta; Hymenoptera; Apidae. Gene Ontology annotation, molecular function: serine-type endopeptidase inhibitor activity. The transcript is spliced from 2 exons.
UCUGUGACCGUAAAAUAGCGUAGUUUUCAAUCGUUUCUGUGAUAUAAUAUAACGUAAUUUUGAGUCGUUAAUUUCUUAUACUACUAAUACGAAAAUGAACAGCAAAGUUGUCACGUUAUUCUUGGUUGUUGUCUGCUGCUUUCUGUCAUGGCAUCAAGCAUCAGCCAAAAUAGGACCACAAUGUCUUUUACCAUUGGAUGUUGGCGUAUGCAGAUCUAGUCAACCGAGAUACGGAUACAAUCCAGAGACGAAUCAGUGUGAAUUAUUUAUGUAUGGAGGUUGCGAGGGUAAUGAAAACAAUUUCGAAACUCUGGAAAAAUGCCAUGAAAUAUGUUCGUAGAUAUCAAACAGAUGGAUUAUUAAAAAUGGUUAAAUUAUAUAUACAAUGGCUUACAGAAGCAUUUGAACAGACAUGAUCAACGUAUGCAAAAAUGAAAUUAUACAUGUACGUGCUUAUAUGUAAAAAAAAAAUUAAUUGUUCUCGAACAUUUUAUAAGGAUAUGCCAUUCAUAUUUAUAAAUCAUAAAUAAAAAAAGAUUAAUAAACAAUUUUGACAAUUCACACGAAGUGAUAGUCUCAAUAUUGGUGAAAAAUGAUUGUAUGUAAAGUAAAAUAAUACACUGAUUAUUACACACUA